This is a messenger RNA of Loa loa (African eye worm), 2005 nucleotides long. RefSeq lists its product as hypothetical. Gene Ontology annotation, molecular function: magnesium ion binding; phosphopentomutase activity. Bases 6 to 1841 code for a protein of 611 amino acids. Gene Ontology annotation, biological process: carbohydrate metabolic process; purine ribonucleoside salvage. The record is from RefSeq and is a predicted model, not a curated record. The transcript is spliced from 14 exons. NCBI's taxonomy places the organism in Eukaryota, Metazoa, Nematoda, Chromadorea, Rhabditida, Onchocercidae.
UUUGAAUGUUAAAUCAUUUUCCAUAUAGGAAGGACUCGAUUUAUACUGGUAAUCUGUCGAGUAGAAUGGAAAAUUACGAAACGCUUACUUCAAAUUGGCUGAAGUGGGAUAAUAACGAACAAAGUCAUGCAGAAAUUGACGAAUUAUGGAAGAAAAAAGAUGUUGGAGAGUUGAAAUCAAGAAUGUGUGGCAAGCUAUCGUUUGGUACAGCUGGUGUGCGAACAAAAAUGGAAGCUGGUUUCUGUCGGCUGAACGAUUUGACAGUACUGAUGCUCACCAGUGGUUUUGCCGCACACUUGAAAGAUGUGUAUAAACGUCAGAGCAGUGGUGUCGCCAUUGGUUAUGAUGGUCGUCACAACAGCGAACGUUGGGCUACACUGGCUGCGAAUGUAUUUGUUCAUAAUGGGAUCAAAGUAUAUCUAUUUUCAAAAUGUUGCCCAACACCACUUGUGUCGUAUGCAACAAUACAACUCAAAUGUGAUGCUGGUUUGAUGAUAACAGCUUCUCAUAAUCCAAAACAAGAUAAUGGCUACAAAGUUUAUUGGACAAACGGAGCGCAGAUAUUGGCACCUCACGAUUCGGAAAUAUGUCGACUUGCUUAUGAAAAUAUGGAACCAAAGCCGGAGUAUUGGGAUAUAUCAAAACUUUCAGCCCAUUCACUUUCACAUUCAGCUGAUCCCGUAAUAGAAAAAUAUUUCGCCGAAGAAUUGUCCUUGUGUCGUUAUAAGUCUCUGAAUGAAAAAUGUCCGAUAAAAUUCACUUAUACCGCAUUCCAUGGCGUUGGAGUACCGUAUAUGAUAAGGAUGUUGAAAGAUUUCGGAUUCCCAUCUGAAAAGAUAGUUAUUGUAAAGGAGCAUGCAGAGCCAAAUCCGGACUUUCCAACAUUACCAUUUCCAAAUCCGGAAGAAGGUCAGAAAGUGUUCACAAUACCUAUAGCAACAGCUGAUAAACAUAAUUCUAACAUAAUUUUGGCCAACGAUCCAGAUGCCGAUCGUUUUCAGUUAGCGGAAAAACAGCCCAAAGGUGAAUGGAAGAUUUUCACGGGGAAUGAAAUGGGCGCUCUGAUUUCGUGGUGGAUUUGGCAUUGCUGGCGAGAGCAAAAUCCACAAAAGGAUCCCUCAAAUCUGUACAUUAUAAACAGUGCUGUUACGUCUUCGAUAAGUCGUACUAUUGCUACCAAAGAAGGUUUCAAAACUGAACAAGGUUUAACGGGAUUUAAAUGGUUAGGAAAUAAAGCGGAUGAGCUUCGCCGUCUUGGGAAAACUGUGCUGUUCGCAUGGGAAGAAUCAAUUGGUUUCAUGCUGGGGCAUGCUCUUGAUAAAGAUGGUAUUACUGCGGCGGCAACAUUUGCUGAAUUGACAUCUUAUUUAUAUUCCAAGCAAUUAACUCUUGCUGAACAACUCCUCAACAUUUACAGCGAAUAUGGUUUCCAUCUGAUUAGCAGUUCGUAUUGGUUUGUACCCAAUCAAACAACUAUGAAGAGCAUUUUUGCAAAAAUGCGAAAGGAUAAUAAGUAUCCUCAAAAAAUCGGGAAACUGGUUGUUAAAUAUGUGCGUGACCUGACGGUUGGGUAUGAUAAUGAGCAACCUGGAAAUAAACCAAUUCUUCCACUCAGUACUUCAUCCGAAAUGAUUACAUUCACAUUAUCGGACGGUAGUUGGACAACAAUACGGGCAAGUGGAACUGAACCAAAGAUCAAAUAUUAUAUUGAAUUUAAAUCACCACCAGGCAAAACGAAGAAAGACUUAGUUGAUGUACAGAAACAACUUGCUGAACUAGAGCAAGCAGUAAUUGACAAUUUGUUGGAGCCAAGAAUCAAUGGCCUGAUUGCAAGAUGCUAAAGUCAUACGAUCAGUAUUGUCUUUCACUAACUGCAUUGUCCUCAUUUUUGUUGUCAAAUAAUAGAAAUUUCGAGUUUUAUGACAUUUGGAAUUUCAAGAGUUUUGAACUCCUACUUCAUUAUAAAAUAAAAACCUAAUCUGUUUCAAUUCUGCUACGAAACUAG